CCACUCUCGAAGGUUCUAUUUUGCGCUCUUGGACAGUUGACGGUUGAAAGCCGGCAAUUUUUGGAGAAAGUUUACCUUAAGUAAAGGCCAGUGAUCCAAUUCAGAUGAGGACUAAAUGUGACAAUAAGCAGAGACCUCACCACCUUCAACACUGGAGAAGAGACAAUGAAAGGAGUAUAAUAAUUCGCCAAACACCAUCACAAAGAUCAGUAGUAAAAGCGUAACCUGUUUUGACAACUGCUCAGUGCUCCUGGGGCUCAAAAACAUUUUGACAGGAAGAAGUUCAAAUUACACGAUGCUACAUGUCAUGGUGAAAAAAAAAAGAUCAUACUAUAUUUGAAGUUUAAAAGCUAAAAUAUCUGGCUUUGGAAGUCUCUCCUACUGCAUGUUGCCAUAUGUGUCACUUGACACCAUUCCAAAUAGCUGAAGCACAAAAUUCUCCAGAAGGGCAGGUUCCUCGAAUCUUGUGUAAAACCAGUUGUUUACAGAUUCAGGAGUUUUACAGGAGAGGUUCAGGCAGUAUGGGCGUGUUUGACAGCUGCUCUGUGCUUCGGAGAUCAAAAACUUGUUUUUAAGGAGAAGAAGACGCUCACAUCAGUGGCGAAACAGAUUUCUUCCACAAUCAACAAACAGUACUCUCUGGCAGUGAUCUCCAACUUCCCCAACCUGAGCUCCAACAGGCUGCACAGCAUCCAGAAGAACCAGACGCUGAUGGUCGACUUUGAUUAUCUGUACAAACGUGAGCGCCGUUCUUCUGUCAGUGGAUGAGUGGAAGAUGGACACUUCAUCAUCUCCGGGUCUUCCUCCCUCCAAGCUUUCAAAAGGUCCGAUUUCAUCAGAGGGACCAGCUAUUGAAAUAAAUAAUGUGAAGUUCAGAAUCUACAAAGAGUCGGACUCUGCUCUCCCAGCAUUCCCUGAUAAUUUCCAGGUGGCAAAGUACUCUGUUUUUGGACAGAAGAAUGGCAGCAGGUUUUACGUGUUGGAGCUGCAGAGCGCCCAAGGUGAGCAGGGAUGGCGCUAUCGUGUGGCCAGAUACUGGAAGGACAACGUGCUGUCAAAGAAGGCAGCUGUGAUGGAUCAGCUGGUGUUCAUGUCCACCUCAGAAGAAGCUGUGGACGUUUACAAGGCGCUGAGUGAGGAACUGGAGCGCUCUGAGCUGCAGAGAAUGAGCAGCUUACCUGCUGAAGCGCCACACCUGGGCUCUGCCCCCCUGGAGCAGCUGCUAUUGGAGGAGAAACUGAACUCCGGUGAGUUGUCCCCUGACGUGGCGGCGUUUGUGGAGCUUCUGUGGACCGAAGCUCUCGGUUGCCUUGGAAACAUCCUCAGUGUCCCCAUCUCCAGACUCAGCCUGAACGAUGUGAGCAGAGCUGAAGGCCUUCUGCUUCAGGCUCAGAGGAAACUGAAGGAGGGAAAUAAGGAUGAGGUGUCGUCCCUCCUGGACGAGGUUUUCUUCCUGUUGCCUCACAGGGAGCCCAGACCUCAGCUUCCUGAAGCCAGGUUUCUGUCUCAGAAGCUGGAUCUCUGUCAGUUAAUCCGAGAUAUUUUGAACGUGAGCGAGAUGACCAUGAACAACCCGAAGCUGUCCUCUGUGGGGAAGUACCGCGCUCUUCGCUGUGGCAUGGAAGCAGUUCCCCGGAACAGCUCAGAGUUCCAGAACAUCGCUGCCCUGCUGGAUGACAGCCCGGUGCAGAUCCAGCAUAUCAUUCGCGUCAGCAGGAUGGUUGAGCUUCAAAGGUUUCAGAGCAAGAUUGGGAACGUUAAGCCCCUCCUCCAUGCAUCCAGCCCCAGAAACUUUGUAGGAAUCUUAUCCAGAGGUCUGCUGCUUCCCCGUGCUGUAGUGGAGCAACAUGGGAUUACGAGAACGGACUACGGGAAGCUUGGCAGCGGGCUUUACUUCGGUGAUGCUGUGAGCACCAGUCUGAAGUACGCCCACCCCAGUGAAACAGACGGAUCGCGCCUCCUGCUGGUGUGUGAUGUGGCUCUGGGGGUUUGUAAGGACCUUAAUAAAGAAGCCAAAUCUCUGACCGAGGCUCCUGAAGGCUACCACAGCGUUCAUGCAAUCCGACGUGCCAUCAACCCAAAAUCUGAUUUUGAGGAUGACGAGUAUGUGGUUUACUCUCUUGACCAAGUGAAGAUGAAGUAUGUAGUUCAGUUCAAAAAGGAAGGAGACGAGAAGAAGAACUUCAAUCCGGACAUCAACCUGACUGGAGAACCCAUUGAGCCUGGCGAGAACCCCGAUCUCCCUUCAGAUGAUGUGGAAGAAGAUCUAGAAAAUGUGAAGAACCCUCUGGACGACGUUAAAGCUGGACUGUUGGACAGUUCAGGCCAGAAGCUCCCCCUGCAGGCUGUCCAUGUAAAGUGCAAACUGAUGGAUCUUCUGUCCCAGGUCAUCAUCUUCCAAAAAUACACCAAUCAGAGCUCAGUGCCCAUCGAGGCGAAGUACGUCUUCCCACUGGACGACUCAGCUGCCGUGUGCGGAUUUGAAGCUUUCAUCAAUGGGAAACACCUGGUGGGAGAGGUGAAGGAGAAGGAGGCGGCUCGUGAGGAGUAUAGGGAGGCGAUAAAGAAAGGCCACGGCGCAUAUCUCAUGGACCAGAGCGCACCUGAUGUGUUCACCAUCAGCGUGGGCAACCUGCCGCCUGGCGCCACUGUCCUCAUUAAGGUGACCUUUGUGUCAGAGAUGGUGGUCCAAAACAGGAGCAUCCUAUUCUCCCUGCCAGGCAGCGUGGCUCCAUGGCAGAAGAGCUCUGCCCUCAAUGAGAAAACACAGGGCUCUUUGAAGAAGGUUUGUGUGGCCAAUGAAGCAGCAAGAGAGUUUAUGUUGGACAUGUCGGUGGAGAUGCCCUUUGAGAUCUCUCGCCUAAUGUGCAUCAGCCAUGAAGUCAAAAUUAAGAGGAAGGACUGUAAGGCGGUGGUCAGUGUUCUGCCAGAUCAGGUCAUGGGGUCAGAUGGUUUCCAGAUGUCUAUCACUCUCUCUGAGGUUCAUCUUCCCAGAAUGUGGGUGGAGAAACACCCCGACAAGGAGAGCCAGGCCUGCAUGCUGGUUUUCUACCCAAAGUUUGAGAUUGACUCCAACUCUGACGGCAGUGAAGUUGUUCUUUUGCUGGACACAUCUGAGUCCAUGAAGGGGGAAUCGUUCCAGCUGGCCCAGAAAAUUGCCUUGCAGGUUUUAACGAAUCUGAAGGAUGACGUCAAAAUCAACAUUGUUUUGUUUGGAACAGAUUACAAAGAAGCUUUCUUGACGGCACAGAAACUAGACGAAGUUCAAGAUGAAGCCAAGAAGUUCAUCAAGAGCUGCUCUUCAGUAGGGGGCAGCACUGAGCUGUGGCGGCCUCUCCGGGCGCUCAGCCUGCUGCCGCCGUCCACCGGCGUGCGAAACCUGCUACUGCUGUCGGAUGGCCACAUCCAGAACGCGGCGGCCACGCUGCAGCUGGUCAAAGACAACGUCCAGCACAGUCGCCUCUUCACCUGCGGCUUCAGCUCCACAGCCAAUCGCCACAUGUUGAGAGUCCUGGCUAAGCAAGGGGGCGGAGCUUAUGAGUUUUUCGGCGCUAAAUUGAAGCACACAUGGGCUGAGAAGGUGAAGCGCCAGGUGAAGUGCAUGUCGUCUCCCGGCUGCAGCUCCGUCUCUGUGAAGUGGCAGCAGUCCAACCCCAAAGCUCCUCCGGUUCAAGCCCCGAAGCAGCUGAACUCUCUGUUCAACGACUGCCACACGCUGGUUUACGGCUUCGUGCCCCACUGCACUCAGGCGACUCUUCUUGGAGAUUUGUGUGGUCAGGAGCUUCAGACCAUGGUGUCAACAACAGAGCUGCAGAAGACCAGAGGAACAUUUCUUCAUAAGCUCACAGCAAGAGCCCUGAUCAGAGACUACGAGGAUGGAAACCUUGAUAUCACCGAAGCUGAACACGAGGGUAAAAAAGCAGAGUUGAAGUCCUUCAUCAUCGAUCUGAGCAAAGAGUUCUCCAUACUGUCUCAGUUCACCAGCUUCGUGGCCAUUGAAGAGAGGGAUUCUAAGAAGGCAGACGAUGGCGUCACAGACAUCCCAAAGCUGAUCGCAGAGGAGGAUGUGGACUUCUUGCCAUACAUCAGCUGGAGUCUUCCUGAGGACAAAACGUCUGAAGAGAGCGAUGAAGAAAUUUGUUUUGGGAGUUCUCUGAUUACUGAAGAGACGUUGGAUGACUUACCCGUUGCCACUAAAGAGACGUCUGAAGAGAGCGAUGAAGAAAUUUGUUUUGGGAGUUCUCUGAUUACUGAAGAGACGUUGGAUGACUUACCCGUUGCCACUAAAGAGACGUCUGAAGAGAGCGAUGAAGAAAUUUGUUUUGGGAGUUCUCUGAUUACUGAAGAGACGUUGGAUGACUUACCCGUUGCCACUAAAGAGUUGGUUCGACUUCCUGAACAGAUGAUGUGUUGUCGCAUGAGUGAAGAGAUGGAGACUAAUCUAGUGCCAAAGUUAAGAGAGCUGGCUGAUCCAUUCUCCAUUAAACACCAAUCAGCAACUGCCUUUUUGGAUCUAGAUCCAGACCCAGAAGAACUGAAGCUGAAGUGGACAAAGAUCUUCCAGCUGCAGCAGGCGGAUGGAUACUGGGAGUUAACUGUUGAACUGGGAAAACUGAUCAAUGUCAACGUGGAUGUGUUUGCUAACGUGUUCCUGAAAAACAAAGGCAUUCAUUCUCUGGGUUCUAAGGUCAACGAAGGCAUCCGGAGGCUGGUGGCGACUCUGUUGGUUCUGCAGCUGAUGAGGGAGGAGAAGCUGGAGGAAGGAAAACUGCUGCAGAGUCUGUUUGACCUGAAGGAGCCGACUGGGUCCAGGCCUGAGCGCUGGGAUCAGGUGAAGAAGGCAGUGGACUGGGUGCGCCGGGCCAACUGGCAGUAUCCGUACGCCUGCCGCCUGCUGGACCUCGGUCCAAGCUGGGAGGCUUCCAUUUACCAGCUGUUGAACGAAUUUCAUUCGUACAGCACUGAUGGAGAUUCACUGACCGGUUAAUGCAGCACUUUCUGAGAAAUGUGUCUGUCAACAUGUUUUUUGUUUUGCUUGUUAUCUGCUUCAGUUUGUGUGCAAAAAGCUAAAGAAGAUUCUGCAUUGAAUAUUUUUGUUUUAAAUGACCCGAAAAAACAAAACAGGAGAGAAAGGAAGAGAAAUAUUCAAAUUUUUCACCCACUUAAACUGCAAGGUGAAUUAAAUUACAAACAAAACGUUUAACAAUCAUAUCCUUUAUUUGCUCUUUUUUGUUAAAAACUAACAAGAAUAAAUCAAAAUUUGUUUGUUUGGAAUAUUUUUAGACUUCAAUUCUUGUCCUUUAAAGCUAAUCAGUUAUUUGGAGGAGAAAUUAGCCGAUAUUUGAACUCACUUUCAGGUUGCACGUUCAUUUGAAGACAAACCCGCCUUAGUACUUUGCUUCACAUAUAAAAUCUGUUUUCACCUGCUGAUGGUAACAGUGAUAAAAUAUAAAAUGGCAAAAAAGAAUCCUUGCCUCUUUGCAGUAACAUUUGAGCUAAAGCAACAUUUUUCAAUAGCCUUUAUUCACAUGUCAAAAUCAUCCAAAGAAUCUUACUAAGAUGAUUUUGUCUUUAUACCUGUGUCUCAUGCCGGUGAUGGGUUUUUGAGCUUUUCUUUUAAAUUACAUUUGGGUGGUAACGUAGAUGAGAAUCGGGGAAUUAAAUGAACAAAACCAA
Molecule: messenger RNA, 5676 nt
Organism: Poeciliopsis prolifica (blackstripe livebearer)
Lineage: Eukaryota; Metazoa; Chordata; Actinopteri; Cyprinodontiformes; Poeciliidae
Product: protein mono-ADP-ribosyltransferase PARP4-like
Molecular function (GO): NAD+ poly-ADP-ribosyltransferase activity
Source: RefSeq, a predicted model, not a curated record